Molecule: messenger RNA, 1361 nt
Organism: Neolamprologus brichardi
Lineage: Eukaryota; Metazoa; Chordata; Actinopteri; Cichliformes; Cichlidae
Gene: casq1b
Product: calsequestrin 1b
Biological process (GO): regulation of skeletal muscle contraction by regulation of release of sequestered calcium ion
Cellular component (GO): Z disc; sarcoplasmic reticulum lumen
Molecular function (GO): calcium ion binding
Source: RefSeq, a predicted model, not a curated record
UUUAAAAGGAGGGUGUUAAUGUCAGGCCUGCUCUUCUCUAGCCUGCGGGACAAGAAGAAGACACUAAGUUGUGUUUGGGACAACAUUAACUUCUUUAAGAGUAUUUUAGUUGCCCUUCCACCCCGCUAUCACCAGGCAUUGAGAAGAAGAGUUCUUGCAACGAACAGGUGACGAUAACCAUGAAAUGGUGCUGGGUGUUUUUAGGGGUCUUCGCCUCUUUGGGGACCCUGUGCUGGGGAGAGAAGGGCUUGGAGAUCCCUGAGUAUGAUGGCAAAGACCGGGUCCAUGAACUCAGUGCCAAGAACUACAAGUCCAUCAUGAAGAAGUAUGACGUAAUGGUGCUUUACUACCACAAAAAUGUGGAUGGGAAUCGCAGUGCCAUGAAGCAGUUGCAGAUAGAGGAGCUUUCCCUGGAGUUGAUCACAAGUCAAGCAGCAUUUAUCUAUCAGCUUGCAGCCCAAGUUCUGGAUGAUUUUGAUGAUGAGGACAUUGGGUUUGGCUUGGUGGAUGAAAAGAAGGAUGCCGCUGUUGCCAAAAAGCUUGGUCUUGAUGAAGUGGACAGUAUCUACAUCUUUGCCGAUAAUGAGAUUAUUGAGUAUGAUGGAGAGCUAGCCGCCGACACCCUGGUUGAGUUUCUUUAUGAUGUGAUUGAAGACCCCGUGGAGAUCAUUGGCAACGACCGUGAGCUUAAGGGUUUCUACAACAUGGAUGAGGUCAUCAGGCUUGUCGGCUACUUCAAGAGUGAAAGAUCUUCUCAUUUCACUGAGUAUAAAGAUGCUGCUGAGGAGUUCCACCCUUUCGUCAAAUUCUAUGCCACAUUUGACCCCAAGAUUGCCAAGAAGCUGAAACUGAAGAUCAAUGAGGUUGAUUUCUAUGAGCCAUUUAUGGAUGAACCUCUGCCUAUUCCAGGAAAGCCCUACAUCGAGUCUGAGAUUGUUGAAUUCAUUGAGCAGCAUGAUAGGCCCACUCUGAGGAAACUUGAGCCUUACAGCAUGUAUGAGAUCUGGGAGGAUGACAUUGAUGGAGAACACAUUGUUGCCUUUGCUGAGGAGGAUGAUCCAGAUGGCUUUGAAUUCCUGGAGAUUCUCAAGGAAGUGGCACGUGAUAACACUGAUAAUCCUAACCUCAGCAUCAUCUGGAUUGAUCCUGAUAAUUUCCCUCUGCUGGUUCCAUACUGGGAGAAAACCUUCCGCAUUGACCUCUCUUCUCCUCAGAUUGGUGUAGUUGAUGUUGAGGAUGCUGACAGUGUUUGGAUGGAAAUGGAUGACGACGAAGACAUGCCAACAGCCGAUGAGCUCGAAAAGUGGAUCGAGGAUGUUCUGUCUGGAAAGAUUGAUCCAGAUGACGAUGAUGAAGACGAU